UAUCUCAGGGACCAAGAAAACCAGACUGCUUCAGUGACUUUCAUCCUCUUGGGCUUCUCCGAAUACCCGGACCUCCAGGUGCCUCUCUUCCUUGUGUUCCUGACCAUAUACACAGUCACUGUGCUGGGAAACCUGGGCAUGAUUGCCAUCAUCAGAGUCAACACAAAGCUCCGCAGUACCCCCAUGUACUACUUCCUUAGUCACCUGUCCUUUGUGGAUUUUUGUUACUCCACUGUUGUGACGCCCAAACUGUUGGAAAACUUGGUCUUAGAAGACAGGACCAUCUCCUUCUCAGGCUGCAUCAUGCAGUUCUUUUUUGCAUGUACAUUUGUGGUGACAGAAACCUAUAUGUUGGCAGUGAUGGCCUAUGACCGGUUUGUUGCAGUGUGUAAUCCUCUCCUCUACAUGGUUGCCAUGUCCUCAAAGCUGUGUUCCUUUUUAGUGGGUGCAUCAUACUCUUGGGGUCUAAUCUGUUCUCUGACACUUACUUACUUUUUGCUGAGAUUAUCUUUUCAAGGUGUUAAUGUUAUAAAUAACUUUGUGUGUGAGCAUGCUGCUAUUGUGGCUGUAUCCUGCUCUGACCCUUACAUUAACCAGGAGAUUAUUUUUGUCUCUGCUACGUUUAAUGAAAUAAGCAGCCUUGUCAUCAUUCUCACUUCCUAUGUUUUCAUCUUCAUCACUGUCAUGAAGAUGCCUUCCAUUAGGGGCCGUAGUAAAGCCUUCUCUACAUGUGCCUCCCACCUGACUGCCAUUACUAUUUUCCACGGAACAAUUCUUUUUCUCUACUGUGUACCAAACACCAAGAGCUCAUGGCUCAUGGUCAAGGUGGCCUCAGUAUUCUAUACAGUCUUCAUCCCCAUGUUAAAUCCCCUGAUCUACAGUCUCAGGAACAAAGAUGUCAAAGAGACAGUUAGGAAAUUGAUUAGUAAAAACCUAUAG
This is a messenger RNA of Peromyscus eremicus (cactus mouse), 939 nucleotides long. Its product is annotated as olfactory receptor 5D13-like. Gene Ontology annotation, molecular function: G protein-coupled receptor activity; odorant binding; olfactory receptor activity. The record is from RefSeq and is a predicted model, not a curated record. The annotation marks the transcript as partial. Gene Ontology annotation, cellular component: membrane. Gene Ontology annotation, biological process: sensory perception of smell; G protein-coupled receptor signaling pathway. NCBI's taxonomy places the organism in Eukaryota, Metazoa, Chordata, Mammalia, Rodentia, Cricetidae. The transcript has a single exon.